AUGCCAUACGCUGACAACGAGAAAUUGGAGCCUGCACCUGUGGCCACAUUUGAGGCAGACGGCAAAGUUGAUGAUGGUUAUGAAAUAUACGCCAAAAAUGUCGAGAUUCAAGGUCAGCGAACACCCGAAGAGCAAGCAAUCUGGGAGAGAAAGAGUAAGAGGAUAGCUACCAAGUUUGAUAUCUACCUUUUGUUUAUGAUGUGUUGUCUUGUCGGUGUAAACUAUAUCGACAAAGCAGCUUUGGCAUGGGCUGUACUUUUUGACUUGAAGAAAGAUUUGGGUCUUGUGGGCAAUCAGUAUUCUUGGGUCUCAUCUAUGUUCUAUUUCGGAUAUCUCGCUGGUCAAAUACCUGCUUUUUAUUGUACUGCCCGUCUUCCUCUUGCCAAAGUUAUCAGCGCGACAUGUAUCAUGUGGGGUGCUUUGAUGCUUGGUACCAUGGGCUGCAGAAACUUUCAUGACAUGAUGGCGGUACGAUUUUUGCUUGGUGUCACCGAAGCCCCAUUAGUGCCAUCAUUGGUCAGCUACACUGCUCUAUUUUAUACACGAAAGGAGAACGCCGUCAGAACUCUGAUUUGGGGUGCUAUGCAGGGUACUUUCUACCUUAUCUUUACCUUGGUCGCCUACGGUCUUGGUCAUAUCAAGAAUGACGGAUUACAUCAAUGGGCUUGGAUAUAUCUCGUCCUGGGACUCAUAUCAAUCGCCUUGGGUGCAGGAUGGCUUUUCUUACCUGAUACCCCCAUCAAAGCUCGUUUCUUGACUGAGGAAGAAAAGAUCAUUGCCGUUGAACGUGUUGCCGAGAACAUGACUGGAACAAAGGGUUCAUCUAUUCAAGUUCAUCAAGUCGUAGACGCCUUGAAGGAUCCUAUGUACUAUCUCAGUCUACUCUACGUCUUCUUCGCAAUGGUUCCCAACGGUCUCUCCAGUUUCAACACUCUUGUAAUCUCCUCAUUCGGAUUCAAUCAAUUCAACACUCUCCUCGCUGGAUUGCCUUCUUCUAUCGUCUCAGCCGGUAGUUUGCUUGCGUGGGGUAUCGCUGCCAGGAAAUACGGAGGUCUUCGUACCCUUGGUAUGGUUCUACCACUCAUCCCAGCUAUAGCUGGCAUAGCAGCUGUUUACGCCACUACACACGGUAACCAUCCGAAGUGGGGAAGAGCUGUAGCUUAUUGGCUUAUCAACUCUUACGCUGUAACAUGGCCUUUCUUCCAAGCUCAUAUUGGAGUUAAUUUCGCUGGACACACAAAACGAUCAUUCAUUUACGGUUCGGUUUUAGUCGUAUUCGCCGCUGCCAAUAUCGUUGGACCAUUCAUUUUCCCUUCUGGAUCCAGCAAUUACUCUAAAGCAUUGGCUAUCAUCCUUGUGUUCUUCUGUAUCCAAGCCGUGAUCGCUGUGAUUAUCCGUGUCUACAUGAUUAUGAACAAUCGGCGUAGAGAUAGUCGAUUCGGUGCCGUUGAUAGACAAAGGGAGACUGAAGGUGCCCUGGAAGGUCUUUCAGACAAGACUGAUCGAGAAAACACCAACUUCAGAUACGUAUACUAG
Messenger RNA from Kwoniella shivajii, 1536 nucleotides. RefSeq lists its product as uncharacterized. The coding region runs from base 1 to 1536 and encodes 511 amino acids. Gene Ontology annotation, cellular component: membrane. Gene Ontology annotation, biological process: transmembrane transport. Lineage: Eukaryota; Fungi; Basidiomycota; Tremellomycetes; Tremellales; Cryptococcaceae. The record is from RefSeq and is a predicted model, not a curated record. The transcript has 6 exons. Gene Ontology annotation, molecular function: transmembrane transporter activity.